AUGCACUACGAGGCGCGUGUCCAAGCUGUCAUUGUGUACUGCGCCGAGUUCGAGAAGAUGAGUGUCAAGAAACCAGCCGCAAGAGACAUCUUUCUCACGCGAGACCAGUACUUAAGGGUGCCUCCGAACUGGUGCGCAAACAAGGCCGAGUGCUGGUCUAUGAUGGUGGACAAGUGGAUCAGCGAAGAUUGGGCCCGCCAGCACGCCUUAUGCCGGGAGCGCCGCUUGAUGAUGCCGGGUCCGGCACAUCAUCAAGGGAGCCUUAGCCUCGGCGAGUACAAGAAUACUUGGUCGGAGUCUCAUCCAGGCCAGUCUUGCAACGACUUCACGGCGUACACCAUGUCUCACAUGGGCAGGGCGACGUCGGACGUGGCCUACAACCCGGCGGCUCCACCAGAGGCCUACACAAACCCAAGCAUCCACGCGCAUCAAUGCAUACACGGAGGUGAGAAGGGCGCUCCACGGGGAGACUUGGGAUCCGACCACCACGCCACUCUCCGGAGAAGCCAUCAUGAGGGCGAGACAAGGGAAGAAGCACGGGCGGUACUUGAUCGCCAACAGCUUGGUCGACACGGCGAGUACGCCCAGUCUCUCACAGCUUAG
This is a messenger RNA of Panicum virgatum (switchgrass), 603 nucleotides long. RefSeq lists its product as uncharacterized. The record is from RefSeq and is a predicted model, not a curated record. The transcript is spliced from 3 exons. The coding region runs from base 1 to 603 and encodes 200 amino acids. Gene Ontology annotation, biological process: transposition. NCBI's taxonomy places the organism in Eukaryota, Viridiplantae, Streptophyta, Magnoliopsida, Poales, Poaceae.